Chiroxiphia lanceolata (lance-tailed manakin) is the source of this 1619-nucleotide messenger RNA. RefSeq names its product thioredoxin related transmembrane protein 1 (gene TMX1). The coding region runs from base 27 to 887 and encodes 286 amino acids. Lineage: Eukaryota; Metazoa; Chordata; Aves; Passeriformes; Pipridae. The record is from RefSeq and is a predicted model, not a curated record. The transcript has 8 exons.
CGGGAAGGAGGGCGGAGCGGCCCAAGAUGGCGGCGCUGGGGCAGCCGCGGGCCCCGCUGAGGGCUCCGCUGUGGGCUCCGCUCUGCGCUCCGCUCUGCCUGGCGCUGGCGGCCGCCGCGCUGGGCAGACCCAGCCCCGUGAAGGUGCUGUCGGACGGCAUGUGGCGGGAUCUGCUGGAGGGCGAGUGGAUGGUGGAGUUCUACGCCCCGUGGUGUCCCGCCUGCCAGAACCUGCAGCCGGAGUGGGAGAAGUUUGCCGAGUGGGGAGAGGACCUGGGGGUGAACGUGGCCAAAGUGGAUGUGACGGAGCAGCCGGGAUUAAGUGGCCGUUUUAUCAUCACAGCUCUUCCUACCAUCUAUCACUGCAAAGAUGGAGAGUUCAGGAGGUACCAGGGUGCAAGAACUAAAACUGACUUCAUUAACUUCAUCAACGACCAGGAAUGGAAAUCUAUUGAACCAGUGUCCUCGUGGUUUGGGCCUUCCUCUUUCCUGAUGAGCAGCAUGUCAGCUUUGUUCCAGUUGUCCAUGUGGAUCAGGCAUGGCCAUGGUUAUUUAACAGAAAACCUUGGAAUACCGGUCUGGGGCUCCUAUGCUAUUUUUGGGUUGGCAACUCUGUUCUCAGGACUGAUACUGGGACUGAUGAUGGUGUUCCUGGCUGACUGUAUCUGCCCCUCCAAAAGGCACAGACCAGCACAGUACCCUCAGUCAAGAAAACUGUCUCCAGAGGCAGGUGAGCUGCUGAAAAAGCUGGAUGAAGAGCAAGAAGCAGACGAGGAAGAUAACUCAGAUGAUGAAAUGGAGGGCAAAGAGGUGUCCAACAGAGACUCGUCACCGAGGGCUGUGAGGCAGCGCCUGGCGAAAACGGCUGCUCCACUGGAUAAAUCUUAGCUGGAUUUGUGAGCAGGAUUAGUGUUUGAGUCAUCAACUCAAAGGGAGAUAAAUGUCAAAUCCUUCAGCUUGAAGAGAAGAAUGACUCCUGGCUUGGUAAUGUGGAUGCAUUUCAUGAAGUCAGACCAAAAAAAAAAAAAAAAAAAAAAAAAAUAGAGGCAUCUUUGGCGUCAGGUAUUUAAAAGUAAAACUUGCUGUUGCAAAUGGCUGGAACUUCUCCUGCCUGAGUGCAGGGAAGUGCCAAGAAAUCAUUGAUGUGGCUCCUGGAACGACUUGUUCUCUAGGGGUUGUUUUUACCAGGAUGUAAACCAGUGGACUUGUUGCAUGAGGGGAACCUUAGCAAGGAAAAUGCACCAACCCGUUUGCUGUCAGGGUGUUCAAAAAGGGUUCUCAGUCUAAAUCUCACCUAGUUGUGCUCCGAAGAAAUGCUGAGGGGGGAAAAGUUCCUUCAGUUAUGGGACAUGUCCCAGGCUUUUUUAUGUGACAAAACCUGCUUUUUGCCACGACAAUGAGAGCUACAAACCCCCAGGUUUUUGUCUUGCAGGAGACCAUGGCACAAGCACUCUGCAGCAGGAUUCUCUGGCUGACCAGAAACCUGCUGUUGGCAUCGUUUUUCUUUUAGAAAAGGCUGUAGAAAACUAUAUGAGCUUCUUGGCAAAGUAGUUCUCUUGAAAGAAAAAAAAAAACAAACCACAAAUAAUAGCACCAUGAAAUCUUGUUUGUGACUCCAGG